CCUGCAUUUGUUAUUGUUAUUAAUUAACCUAAAAUGUAAAAGUGACUCAUGUCUUGUAAAAUAAUGUUAAUUUAAAUAACUUCUUAAGAUCCUAAUUCUCGUGCCUUUGGAAUAAUGUAUAAAAUAUUUAUAUGUUUGUUUGUAUUUACCAGUUAUAUCUCUUCAGCAUUUUGCUCUCUAUGGUGUUAUGAAUGCAUAAGUACACAGCCGGGAUGUGGAGAAAAAUUAAAUUGGCUGUGGCAUUGGACACGGGUGUGCCCUGAGCAAGACGAUGUGUGUGUAAAAAUUUUGGAAACUAAAGACGCCGACGUCGUAAUAACAAGAACAUGUCUAAGCUCAUUGAAGGGUUUACGUAAAGAUAUCCCUGCUGACCAUUACGAAGGAUGUCGUCCAGCUGCCAAGCAGAGUAUUCUAGGAAAUUAUGUUAAUAAUUCCAUUAAAGAACUUGAUAUUUAUCGAAACCACUACGACUCUACUACAUUCUGUUUUUGUUUCUUGGAUAAUUGGUGUAAUGGAUCUGGUUCGAUGAUUGCGUCCAUUAUUUUAAUAGUUUUUAGUGUACUUAGUGUCUAUUUUUUACAUUGAAACUUGAUAUUUUUAUACUUAAAUCUAACAAAAUCACUGUAGCUUUACAGCUACUCUGACAAAUUUUUAAUUGUACAUACAGAAUGCUUCCAAGUUUUGAAGCUGCCUCUUAAAUUGGCUAUAUCCAAUAUAGGCAUUAAGUAUUUUAAUAUUGUGAUACUGAUACAUCCGUCCAUUGUUGUAGUAUCCAGUUUUUAUAUUGGUGUUUAUUCAGUAUUGAUCGAUCGUGACAUGUACCUUAUUAGUAAUUAUACACAGUUAUACUCUAUUAUGACGUCCAUUCAAUUGUAGCUUUUAAAGUACAAUAUUAAUAUAAAAGUAUUUUAUA
Molecule: messenger RNA, 913 nt
Organism: Photinus pyralis (common eastern firefly)
Lineage: Eukaryota; Metazoa; Arthropoda; Insecta; Coleoptera; Lampyridae
Exons: 4
Coding region: 115-585 (156 amino acids)
Biological process (GO): regulation of synaptic transmission, cholinergic; positive regulation of voltage-gated potassium channel activity; sleep
Source: RefSeq, a predicted model, not a curated record